This is a messenger RNA of Hirundo rustica (Barn swallow), 1325 nucleotides long. RefSeq lists its product as uncharacterized. Gene Ontology annotation, biological process: apoptotic signaling pathway. Gene Ontology annotation, cellular component: mitochondrion; membrane. Lineage: Eukaryota; Metazoa; Chordata; Aves; Passeriformes; Hirundinidae. The transcript is spliced from 5 exons. The record is from RefSeq and is a predicted model, not a curated record. The coding region runs from base 123 to 1295 and encodes 390 amino acids.
CCCCCCGAAUAAAGGCUCAGGCUCUGCCUUCUUCCCGGGCGUGGCUGGGGCAGGGCGGCCGCAGGGCGAGCAUCGGAACCGUUCCAGUCCAGCGGGCACUGCGGGCAGGAGACUCUGCCAAGAUGACCAAGAAGCCAGAUAAGGAACCCAAGAAGGAGACAACUUCAGAUGAGAAAUCUGAGGAUGAGACAACUUCAGGGAAUAAUGGGAGUGGUUUUGGAGCUGCCAUUGGAGCCGCAUUGGGAGCAGGAGUGGCUCUGGUUGGCCUCCCGGUGGCUCUCGGCGCGCUGGGGUUCACAGGAGCCGGCAUCGCCGCUGGCUCCAUCGCUGCCAAGAUGAUGUCGGCCGCUGCCAUCGCCAACGGAGGUGGAGUGGCUGCUGGCAGCACCGUGGCUGUGCUGCAGUCGGUCGGAGCUGCAGGUUUAUCUCUUGGUGCCAAAAUUGGGCUGACAUCUGUCCUGAGCUCAGCUGGUGCAGCAGGUGGUGCCUGGCUGUCCAAGCGGGAGAAACCUCCAAACGACAAACCACCAAGUGAUAAACCACCAAGUGACAAACCGCCAAGCGACAAACCGCCAAGCAAUGAACCUCCAAGAGAUGAACCUCCAAGAAACAAACCUCCAAGAGAUGAAUCUCCAAGAGACAAACCUCCAAGAGAAAAACCUCCAAGAGACAAAUCUCCAAGAGAUGAACCUCCAAGAGAUGAAACUCCAAGAGAUAAACCUCCAAGAGAUAAACCUCCAAGAGAAAAACCUCCAAGAAACAAACCUCCAAGAGAUAAACCUCCAAGAGAAAAACCUCCAAGAAACAAACCUCCAAGAGACAAACCUCCAAGAGACAAACCUCCAAGAAACAAAACUCCAAGAGACAAACCGCCAAGAGACGAUCCUCCAAGAGACGAUCCUCCAAGUGACAAACCUCCAACAGAUGAACGUCCAAGAAACAAACCUCCAAGAGAUAAACCUCCAAGAGACAAUCCUCCAAGAGAAAAACCUCCAAGAGACAAUCCUCCAAGUGAUGAACCUCCAAGAAACAAACCUCCAAGAGACAAACCUCCAAGAGACAAACCUCCAAGAAACAAAACUCCAAGAGAUAAACCUCCAAGAGACAAUCCUCCAAGUGAUGAACCUCCAAGAAACAAACCUCCAAGAGACAAACCUCCAAGAGACAAACCUCCAAGAAACAAAACUCCAAGAGACAAACCGCCAAGAGACGAUCCUCCAAGAGACGAUCCUCCAAGAGACAAACCUCCAAGAAACAAACCUCCAAGAGACGAACCUCCAAGAGACAAACCUUGAAGGCUAAGAAUCAAGACAACCAAGCUGGGG